This is a messenger RNA of Anopheles coustani, 1751 nucleotides long. RefSeq names its product gastrula zinc finger protein XlCGF28.1-like. The coding region runs from base 36 to 1052 and encodes 338 amino acids. The transcript has 3 exons. Lineage: Eukaryota; Metazoa; Arthropoda; Insecta; Diptera; Culicidae. Gene Ontology annotation, cellular component: nucleus. Gene Ontology annotation, molecular function: zinc ion binding; DNA-binding transcription activator activity, RNA polymerase II-specific; RNA polymerase II cis-regulatory region sequence-specific DNA binding. The record is from RefSeq and is a predicted model, not a curated record. Gene Ontology annotation, biological process: regulation of transcription by RNA polymerase II.
UCUGUUUACUUCACCAUCUGUUGUUCUCAAAGAGUAUGGCCGGCGAAGUUCUAACGCAAAUAACAAUCGAGGAUGUGUGUCGAUUUUGUCUCUCUAAGGAGCAAUGUGUUCCCCUGUUCGUCGAAUCAUUCAUCAACGAUUUCUUAAUGGAAGCAAUCGAUUUAUUGCUGCUGAAGGUAGACGAAAACGAUGGCCUUCCAAACGCAGUCUGCGAACAUUGCUGUCGGAUAAUGGUUGAGUAUGCAAAGUUUGAAGCUAAAGCAGUCGAAUCCUAUCGCAUCUUGGCCGAAGCCCUAUCGGAUGUUGGGUACAUCGGAACAUCGCCGUGUGAUGAGAUGAAGACGGAAGCGAAAGUCACAGAAGAGUACGUUGCCUUGAGAUGUGAAGAUGACGUGCAAGAUUCUACCGGAAGUGACUGCCGGGUUGAGAAGAAGCUGGAAGUUGAAACUACUCAGCAAGAGAAGGAGCAAGAAGAUGCAACAACCGUACAGAAAAACGGACUAGAAACUAACCAUCAGGAACCUACGCAUAUAAGCAACGGAAAUAGUAAAGGUGGACGGUCGAAAAAGAAGUGUCCAGUUUGUGGGAAACUUGUGUCCCAGCUCAGCAAACACAUGCCGGUACACUCGGACACGAAAAAGUACACCUGCGAGUAUUGUGACAAGCAGUUCACCUACGACACGAGUCUGCGAAAGCACCUGAACAUCCACCGUGGCAUCCGAAAGUACUUCUGUCAGUACUGCUACCAGCGUUUCUGCGAUCGGUCCUCGCUGCGCUACCACGAGGCAAAACACCUCGGUGAGCGGAAGUACUGUUGCGAGGAAUGUCCCAGCACGUUCUAUACAGCAUCCCAGCAGAAGCAGCACAUCCGUUUGGCCCACCGGGAACGGGAGUUUCAGUGCAAGCAGUGCGGUAAAAUGUUCCCCAUGAAGCAUCAUCUGGACGAUCACUUGCUUAAGCAUACGGAAGAACGACCGUACGGCUGCACGAUUUGUGGGAAGAAAUUCAAGAGGCGCAGGCACUUUCUGGACCAUUCCGUAUCUCACGAAUGAUUUGGCUGACCAGCAAAUGUCUAAAAUUUGUGAUUCUUGCUUGGAAUGUCCAAACGCACUCCCCAAACUCUUGCUUGGAAUGCACAAGCAAAUGUUUGAACCUAACGUAUGAAUUUGGCAUAUUAUAGAUCAGGGGUCGGCAAAGUCCGGCCCACGGGUCAAAUCCGGCCAGCCAACUGAUUUCAUGUGGCCCGUAAGAAAAUUUAAGUGCUUUAUACCAAAAACACAUCUCAACUUUUUCACGAUGUCAGGUUUGUUUUCUUCUCAAAAUUAAAGAUUAAAAUUGUUGUUCGUGGUAUAUGUUGAAAAACAAUAUCAAAAUUCAAUGAACAAAAGUGUGAAAAUGUUUAAAAAGUUUUAGCGCUUUUUAGGAAAUGUAUGCCGACCCCUGUUAUAGAUUGUUAAGAUUCUUUUCAGACUGAUAAUUUAGCUUUAAGCAAGAACCGUUUGGGCGCGAGAGGUCAAUCUGCCUUGAUCAAAUUAGUCGGAUCUCAUCGAGCUGAUCAUUUUCAUACAUCACGUCAAAAUAACCGAACUUCAUGACGUGAUAUGUAUGAAUAUUGACUAGUCGGUGCGCAGGCUGAAUAACUUAUGUUCCUGGGCGUCAAUCAAUCAACACCAGCAGUAGCGAAAUACAGACUAUUUAUUGUGUCUUAGCAAAUAUCUUUUGAACUGUUAAACAAAAAUAAUGCAUUAUAU